Hermetia illucens (black soldier fly) is the source of this 1783-nucleotide messenger RNA. RefSeq names its product cytochrome P450 CYP12A2-like. The record is from RefSeq and is a predicted model, not a curated record. Gene Ontology annotation, molecular function: iron ion binding; monooxygenase activity; oxidoreductase activity, acting on paired donors, with incorporation or reduction of molecular oxygen. NCBI's taxonomy places the organism in Eukaryota, Metazoa, Arthropoda, Insecta, Diptera, Stratiomyidae. Bases 192 to 1769 code for a protein of 525 amino acids. The transcript has 6 exons.
UUGCUGCUCAAGGUUUAGGUCAUUAUUCUGGUAUUCAGUUGCUCGCAAACGUGAGCCAGCUGCCGGGGAAAAUCUAUCUGAAAACUUCGUGGACUCCUUGCAAUAUCCGUAAAGAAAGCAGAUCGUGACGUGUUUAUUUGGAUCUAACGACAAAAUAAAAUCUGUAUAAUUUCAACCUGUGAAGCUUUACAAUGUUAUCAAGAGCAAGUUGCAGACUCCAAGCAAUCAACAUCCAUUAUCGAAAUGCAGCUCUUCGAUUAUUCUCAUCGCAAGUACAUGCUAACAGUAUCGAUUUAACAGCAAACGAUUUUGAGAGGAAUUACGAAACCGCAUUACCUUAUUCUAAAAUUCCUGGACCAUCAGCAUUCACUUUUUUGAAAAACGCUCUACCCGCUGGAAAAUUAUUUGGCAAACCAUUUGAUGAAAUUAUAAAAGUAUACCGACGAGAAUAUGGAGACCUCUUCAAAUUCCCUUCGUUAUUUGGCAGUAUGGAAUUCGUUGCGACCCACAAACCUGAAGAUUUUCAAACAGUUUUCCGAACUGAAGGACAAUGGCCCGAAAGAAUGGGGUUGAAAACGAUGAUACAUUAUAGAACCAAAGUGCGUCCCGAUAUAUUCGGGAAACGUUCGGGAUUAGCAAAUGCUCAGGGUAAAGAAUGGGGCGAGUUUCGAUCAACUGUUAAUCCAGUGAUGAUGCAACCCAGAAAUACCAUGAUAUACAUCCCGAAGGUAGAUGCUGUUGCAGUCGACUUCGUGAAGAGAAUACAGCGAAUACGUGAUGCCAAAACAAAGGAAGUGCCUGAGAACUUCGAAAAUGAACUCAACAAAUGGGCAUUGGAAGCAGUGGCGGUAAUUGCUCUGGAUGCACAUCUCGGAUUGCUUGAUGAUAACUAUAAUAAAAGAAGUGCCAAAUUAAUUCAAGGAGCCAAAGAUUCUUUCAGGCUUAUGUUGGAAUUGGAAUUCAAACCAUCCCUCUGGCGCUUCAUCAGUACGCCGAAGUUCAAAAAAAUGAUAGAAGCUCUUGAUAUGGUCACAGAUAUCAGUUGCGAAAUUAUUGAAGAGGCCAGAGAAAGAUUCAGCAAUAAACGGGAAAGCUCCAAAAAUCACGAUGAAAGCGUACUUGAGAAACUACUUCAAAUCGAUCCAAUCCUCGCGAAACUGAUGGCAAUCGAUAUGCUUUUCGGAGGUAUAGAUACGACAUCUUCAGCGGUCACAAGUCUUUUGUACUUGCUCGCCAAAAAUCCAGAGAAGCAAGAAAUUCUUCGUCAAGAAAUUAUGACAAAACUUCCCACGAAAGAUUCGUUAUUGACCGCUGAAAACAUGAAGCACUUCCCUUAUUUACGAGCAUGUCUUAAGGAAAGUCUAAGGAUUCUCCCUACCGUAGGUGGGAAUAUUCGAACCGUUCCCCAGAAUAUAAUACUUCAGGGAUAUCAAAUUCCAAAAGGAACCGCAGUAUCGAUGGGGACUAGUAUUCUACUCCGUGAAGAUGAACAUUUCCCAAAUGCGAAGAAAUAUGAACCCGAAAGAUGGCUGAAAAAGGAUGGCGUACCAGCUCCUGCCAAGUCUGCCCACCCAUAUAUUUUUUUGCCGUUCGGCUUCGGACCACGUAUGUGUGUUGGAAAACGAUUUGCAGAAAUGGAGAUAGAAACACUUGUAACACGAAUCAUACGGAAUUUCCAGGUUGAGUGGCAUCAUCCAGACUUGAAAUUUAAAUUUAUCUCUGUCAACGUGCCCGCUGAUAAUUUAUUAUUUACUUUCAAAGAUAUUUAGAAAUAAAGAAUGAA